AUGACGAUGCACAUUGUGGAACUGAAUGCAGAAGGCGGGGAGAAGCCGUUCCUAUUUGGCAGUCCCGGGGAUGGCCGAGCCGACCCAUCAGGUAAUGAAUGCUGCGUUAUUUUCACGUGUAACCUGCGGUGUCGGGUUUUCUGCUGUUUUACAGAAAGUGUGAAGUUACGGCUGGUGAAUGGCGGCAGUCGGUGCGCCGGACGACUGGAGAUUCACUACUGGAGACGGUGGGGAACAGUGUGGGGCUAUGACUGGGACCUGCGUGACGCCGCUGUGGUUUGCCGGGAGCUGGGCUGCGGGGCCGCGCUGGCAGCGCCGAGCUGGGCUCACUUUGGGAAAGGGUCCGGACCCAUUGUGACGGGGAAUGUUCACUGCAGCGGGAGCGAGAGUGCUCUACGGGAGUGUAGAUCAGCACGAUGGGGUCACCACAACCUUACCCACGCCUAUGAUGCCGGCGUUGUCUGCACAGGACCUCGGAAACCCAGAUUGGAGGGAGGAAGUGGUCCCUGUGGAGGGCGGUUGGAGCUCUUCACGGAUGGAACUUGGAGUUCAUUGUGUGGAGAUAUGUCCUGGUUAAUACCAACUGGUGACCAUGUCUGUGAAGAACUGGGCUGUGGGAGCAGAAUAGAAGUUUCCCUCUCAACCCACUUCGGAAAUGGUUCGGGACCUGUUGUUGGUCAGCGUGGGUGUGGACACAAACGGGACGUUGAAAUCAUCUGUUCCGAUUACAAGAAUCUGAGACUCGUAUCUGGGGAUGGUCGAUGCUCCGGACGGAUAGAAAUCCAACAAGGACCUGCGUGGGGCACCUUGUGCGACGAUCACUUUGAUUUGGAAGACGCUGCUGUUGUGUGUGAACACCUGAAGUGCGGAGUAGUGACGGCAAUCCACAGAAGAGCUCACUUUGGGAAAGGAAGCGGGCAAACCUGGAAACGGAAGUACAUGUGCAGGGGGAACGAGUCACGGCUCUGGGAUUGCCCCAUUUCAUCCGGUCAACCGUUCCACUGCUCACAUGCAAAUGACGUCGGUGUCACCUGUUCAGAUGAAAGUUGGACUCCGCGACUGACGAACGGAGGUAGCCGCUGUGAUGGGACCGUGGAGAUUUAUCACAACAAACGUUGGGGGAGAGUACAGGACAUUCAGUGGGACCUUCAUGACGCCAACGUGGUCUGCAACGAACUAGACUGUGGCGAAGCGCUGUCUGCUUCUAAUUCUUCACAAUACGGAGAGAGUCACUUGCCUCUCUUUGUAAGUGGAGUUCACUGUAACGGAAACGUGUCGCAGCUCCGGAAGUGCAACUUGACGACAUCCCCCUCAUUUGCCAAUGAUAGCGGCGGGGUUGGGGUUCUGUGUUCAGGUCACAAAAAGUUACGACUGGCCGACGGAGGGAGUCCGUGUGCGGGACGAGUGGAGGUGUAUUACGCUGGAGUUUGGGGCUCAGUCUGUGACGAUUCAUGGGAUCAGGCUGACGCAGAUGUGGUUUGUAGACAACUAGGUUGCGGGAAUGCCCUGAAGACCAAACGUUCUAGUGAUUGCGGACAAGGCUCUGGGGCGAUUUGGUUGGAUGAAGUGACGUGUGCGGGUGACGAGUCUUUUCUCUGGGACUGUCCCUCAGCACCUUGGGGUGAACAUGACUGCGCUCACAAAGAGGACGUGAUGGUCAUGUGUUCGGAGCACAAAGAUAUUCGACUGGUGAACGGAGGCCAUGACUGUGCGGGUCGAGUGGAAGUGUUCUAUAAUGGUUCAUGGGGAACUGUGUGCUCGGUACACGUGACCUCAGUGGAUGCCGUAUUGAUGUGUAAACAGUUACAAUGCGGACCCCUGCAGCGUAUUCGAUUCGGCUCUCAGCAAUACGGAUCGGGAUCGGGUUCCAUUUGGUUCAAUGGAAUGGCGUGUGGGUCGCACGAGUCGUCGCUUUGGGAGUGCCCGGCCAACCCGAGUGAUGAUCACGACUGCAGACAUUCGAUGGACACUGGAGUUGUUUGUUCAGACACCAACGUGCCAGAGAGACCAAAGGACUGUUUCACGGAAUCCCCAACUGCGCAUGCCCGUUCACCAGAACCCGGACAGGAGUUGCGCCUGGUUGGAGCUGAGAGCAGCUGCUCGGGGAGGGUGGAAAUAUUCACCAAUAACAGCUGGGCCACGGUGUGCGAUGACUCUUGGGACAAGGCGGAUGCUCAUGUUGUCUGCAGGCAGUUGCGCUGCGGCCCCGCUCUGUCGGCCCCGGUGGGGGGCGCCUUUGGUCAGGGUGACGGGGUGAUCUGGCUGGAUGAGGUGAAAUGCACGGGCAGUGAAUCCUUUCUCUCCGACUGCCUUUCCUCGCCGCCGGGUCAGAACGACUGCACUCACAAGGAAGAUGCCGGUGUGGUUUGUUCCGAUCCGGAGUUGUCUCCUCGUGACUAUUCUUCAUCGCGUUCUGGACGAAAGAUCUUCACCAUUCCCGUGAUGGCCUGUGUUGUGUUGGGGGUUCUGUUCGUCUCUGGGUUCAUCGCCUUGUAUCUGGUAACGCGGAGGAAGCAAGCAAGAAGAGGCGUUGCCAUUGGCUCAUGGGACUCCCGCGCUGAUAUGUACCAAGCUGUAUAUGAAGAGAUUGAGGAUAUUCCGCAUGGAGAAUACAUUGUCCCAACCGAUGGUUCAGAUUCAUUUCAUGACAGCGACGAUGAUGUAAACAGUGUGGGCAGUGACGAGCGUGGAGAUAACGUGUCAACGUUGUGUGAAAGUGGCCACAGGGAUCGCUCCAUCUAGAGCAUAGACCACAAAAGCAGUAAGGGCCCCGGAACUCCUCAAUCCUACAGUCAUCGUGGCAUCGGCAAUCUUCAUUUGAGCACAGCCCACCGCCGAUGGAUCAAUUGGAAGCACCAUUUCACCAACACCUGGCAUGUGGGAAUAGAAGAUAGAAUAGCAGAGUACAGCAGCAAUAUCUUUGCCGAACAUGAUCAUGAUGCCAAAUCUAAUGUAAUACCCUCUGCCUGCAAGUGAUCCAUUUCCCUUUAUUCACUGCGUAUUCACUUGUCUAUCCGAAGGCCUCCUAAAUGCCACCAAUGUAAAUAUUUCCACCAGAACCCUCGGCAGCAGGUUGCAUGGGCCCACCACACCAUGUGUGUAAAACUUGCCCGCACAUCUGUGAUGUAUCCCUCCCACCUCUUUUCCUUUAAAUACUGACCUCUGACCUUGGGGGAAAAUGUUCAGCCAGUCUACCCUAUCCAUGCCUCUCAUAAUUAGAUAGAGUUCUAUUAGGUCUCCCCUCAGCCUUCGCCUCUCCAGAGACAAUAAUCCAAAUUUGUCCAACCUCUCCGCACAGCAAUUAACCCCUAAUCUGUGCUUCAUCCUUUUCUUCCUUUCCAAAGCCUGUACAUUCUUACUGAAAUGAGGUGACCAGAUCUCCAUAGAAUACAACAAAUGCACCUUUUAUGAAGAUGCAACAUGACUGCCUGACUCUUAUAUUCAACGCCCAAUAAAGGCAAGAAUGCUCCAUGCCUUAUUUCUCACUUUAUCUAGUGUUGUCACAACCAGGGAGUUAUGGACAUGGAUCCCAAUAUCUAUCUGUACAUGAUGCUGUCAAGGUUCAUUUAAUUAAUUGUGUACAUUCUCCUGACGCUCGGUACAAGAACUGUUCCAGAGCCGCUGUCUGAAAAAAGCUCUGAGAAUAGCUAAGGACAAACUGCACCCCAUCCACACACACCUGGAUCUCCUGCCAUGCCAUUAGGCAAGAGAUACCGUAGCAUCAAAGCCCAGACUACAAGACUGCUAAACAGUUUCCUGCCACAGGCUGUGAGGCUGCUAAACAGUCACUCUGUACUCACAGUCACCUGAUUCUGCAGCUUUGCACUGACAUUUUAAUAACUCUGACACUGGCCACUCAAAUCAGCUGCCCUGGACAUUUUAAUGAUUGGUUUAACUGUAUUUUAAUGUUGCUGAUUUACCUGCUUUUAACUAUUGAUACUGUUUCAUCAGGGACUGGAUUGUUUUUUGUUGUUAUUAUGUGUGAAAUGUUUUAAGUUUCAUGUGCGAUGCUCCGGUAUUCCCCGGGAAACGUCUUCUGAUUUUGCACUGUACAACUGUUGCUUUGCAUGAUGACAAUAAAGGUUGAUUUG
This is a messenger RNA of Leucoraja erinaceus (little skate), 4091 nucleotides long. Its product is annotated as deleted in malignant brain tumors 1 protein-like. The record is from RefSeq and is a predicted model, not a curated record. The transcript is spliced from 15 exons. The coding region runs from base 1 to 2742 and encodes 913 amino acids. Gene Ontology annotation, cellular component: membrane. NCBI's taxonomy places the organism in Eukaryota, Metazoa, Chordata, Chondrichthyes, Rajiformes, Rajidae.